UGCCCAUGUUCGUACUCUCUUGACGCCUCUAGGCUCUGCCACCUUUGAAGGCUGCCCAAAGAUCCACUGUCACAGCGAUCCCGACCCUCACCCCUGGUGCCCGACUCUUCCCGAUCUCAUGUCGCAGAGUCAUCACCCUGCUCAAGAUAGCCAUUAGAGUCGGACCCGUGUCGGAUGCCUGUGUGGACUCAAUCCAGUUCAGGGGGCCAUGUUAGCGCACAUACAUAAUACUUCCAGGGCUGCGCCUGUCGCAAGACCUCUUUCUGCUCGCUCCCUUUUCUCUCCUGCUUCAUCUUAUCCUCCCUCUUCUUGCCCGUCCAUCAGAAGACAUCCACUGGUCGUGCAUCCGGGAAAAAAGAUGGCUCGCAUUGCUGCCCCUCAGUCCCGUCCGGUCCACGCGACCCCAUACGUGAACCACGCUGCGCCGGUAGAAGCCAGCUACGAUACUGCCAACCCUUCCUAUAUCCGCAAAUACCUCCGCACAUACGGCCUCACACCCCCGCGUGCGGAGUCGUACGAGGUUCAGAAGACAAGAUGUCUGGCACAGUUGGCCCUCAAGUCCACCGUUAUCGAUAAAUUCCUCUACCUCAGUACCCUCCGCAAGAACAAUGUGCAUCUGUUCUACCGUCUGGUCUCUGACCACCUGAAGGAAAUGACUCCUUUGAUCUACACACCUGUGGUUGGCGAAGCAUGCCAACGAUGGUCAGAAAUCUACCAGCAGCCCGAGGGCAUGUACCUCAGCUGGGAGGAUCGCGGCAACCUUGCCGCCGUCAUUGCCAACUGGCCGCAACCCCAUGUCGAUAUCACCGUCAUCACUGAUGGCUCUCGCAUUCUCGGACUUGGAGAUCUCGGUAUCAACGGCAUGGGUAUCCCCAUCGGCAAGCUGGCCCUGUAUACUGCCUGUGCGGGCAUCCGUCCCGAGGCCACUCUGCCCUUGACCCUUGACCUGGGCACUGGCAACAAGACCCUCCGUGAAGAUCCGCUGUACAUGGGUAGUCGCCGGGAUAAGAUCAGCCCGGAAGAGGAGCGUGAGUUUAUGGACGAGCUGAUGACCGCUCUUACUGAGAGGUGGCCGGGGAUUGUCAUUCAAUUCGAAGACUUCAAGAACCCUUUCCCCUCUCUCGAGCGGUACCGACACACCUACACCUGCUUCAACGAUGACAUCCAGGGGACCGGUGCGGUUAUCCUGGGCGGUGUCAUCAACGCUGUCAAGCGCUCGGGGCUCCCCUGCAAGGAUCACCGUGCCGUCUUCCUGGGAGCGGGUAGUGCCGGUGUGGGCGUUGCCAAGCAAAUCGUCGACUUCUUCGUACGCGAAGGCAUGACUGAGGACGAGGCACGUGCCUGCUUCUACCUCGUUGAUACCAAGGGCCUGGUCACCGCCGACCGCGGUGACAAGCUCGCCGAUCACAAGGUCUACUUUGCCCGCCAGGACAAUGAGGGCCAGCAGUUGCGCACGCUCGACGAGGUCAUUGACCACGUGAAGCCGACGAUCCUCAUGGGUCUGUCCACCCUUGGCGGCGUCUUUACCCCGGAGAUCCUGCGCAAGAUGGCCGACUGGAACACCCACCCGAUCGUCUUCCCGCUGUCGAAUCCGUCCUCCAAGUCCGAGUGUGACUUUGAGACCGCUGUCACCAACACCGACGGCCGGGUGCUCUUCGCCUCUGGCUCGCCGUUCCCCUCUGUUUCCUUCACCAACUCCGCCGGCGAGACCCGUACCUACUCCCCGGGCCAGGGCAACAACAUGUACGUCUUCCCGGGUAUUGGCCUGGGCACGAUCCUCUCCAAGGCGGUCGAGGUGACGGACAGCAUGAUCUACGCCUCGGGCGCUGCGGUGGCCGAAGCCCUUACCGGCGAGGAGCUCGAGCAGGGUCUCCUGUACCCGGACGUGACGCGCAUCCGUGCCGUCAGCGUCGUUGUCGCCCGCAAGGUCAUCCGCGCCGCCCAGGAGGCCAAGGUCGACCGCGAGACCGGGCUGCGCUCCAUGCGCGACGACGAGCUCGACAACUACAUCAAGUCCCGCAUGUACGACCCCCACACGGAGGUCCGCGCCCUAGAGCGUGAGGUCGGUGCCCUGCUGUCGAGUCUGGGCCCUACCUAUGCCGGUCUGACCGGCGUGGUGGACGACGUGAAUGAAAACUCCAAGCUGUAAGAAAAACCCCCUUAAAAAAAGGCUUUGAGGGGAUUUUUUUUUUCUCCUUCUCUUUCAAAAUGCAUCCCCCUUGGUGUUUUUGCUUGACCGGGCUGGAAACGGAUUCCCUCCCCCAUCUAUUCCUAUAAUAUCCCCAUCGAGCGUUUUGUGUAUAUGAUCUGGUUUCUUCCUGAGGUAUUAUUCUCAUAUAUACCCCAUUUCUCGGGCUCCACUUGAUUAUUCUCAUUUUGUCUCUCUUCCCUUCUUAGAUUCCGGUACUCUAUUGGUUUCUGUACAUCAUACCAUUCUUAUCUGGAAGUCGAGUUAGAACUAGAAUUAUUUAGCUAGCAGUAUAAGAUAACACUCAAGCAGUAUAUGA
Penicilliopsis zonata CBS 506.65 is the source of this 2507-nucleotide messenger RNA. RefSeq lists its product as hypothetical. The coding region runs from base 209 to 2149 and encodes 646 amino acids. NCBI's taxonomy places the organism in Eukaryota, Fungi, Ascomycota, Eurotiomycetes, Eurotiales, Aspergillaceae. Gene Ontology annotation, molecular function: malate dehydrogenase (decarboxylating) (NAD+) activity; NAD binding. The record is from RefSeq and is a predicted model, not a curated record. Gene Ontology annotation, biological process: pyruvate metabolic process; malate metabolic process. Gene Ontology annotation, cellular component: mitochondrion. The transcript has 7 exons.